Molecule: messenger RNA, 531 nt
Organism: Leptosia nina
Lineage: Eukaryota; Metazoa; Arthropoda; Insecta; Lepidoptera; Pieridae
Source: the annotation of a GenBank genome assembly
AUGCUUCCUCUUCAUCAUUUUGAGAACGUAUGGUACAGUUCAACCCGGGUGCUCCAACGAAGGUGGCCUAACAAACACUAUGCUUGCUCGAAAGCAUUUUUAAUGGUAAAGGAGAGGUCUGUGGGCAGCGGAUCGCGGAUCCCAGUGGCUCGUGUCGUGAGUGGCUCCGAGCAUAGACUCGCGAAAUGCGCUUCGUGGAGCGGUGACCAGGACCAGUGUCGGCACACGGUUGACGAUUUGACGCCCGCGUUGCGCCGUCGCCGACAAAAUGCGGAUAAGUACGCCGUGGACCCUGCUCGGGAACUUAACCUGCGUUUCGCGAGACCUAGGCACAGACAGACAACACAACCUGUUACAAAUUCUAGUGCGGUCCGAGCGGGUUCCAGUGGAUCAGGGUCGUCAUCAUCAGGCUCCCCUCCGCCAGCUCCUCCCCCUGGGGCACCCCCCGCCCCACCACCAGCGCCCCCUGCAGCCCCUCAUAACAACGCCGCUAGGGCUAGGCGCUUCAGACCGCUCUCCAUAGCACCGUAG